This is a messenger RNA of Gilbertella persicaria, 2307 nucleotides long. RefSeq lists its product as uncharacterized. The coding region runs from base 10 to 2307 and encodes 765 amino acids. Gene Ontology annotation, molecular function: DNA-directed DNA polymerase activity; deoxycytidyl transferase activity; damaged DNA binding. The transcript has 18 exons. Lineage: Eukaryota; Fungi; Mucoromycota; Mucoromycetes; Mucorales; Choanephoraceae. Gene Ontology annotation, cellular component: nucleus. Gene Ontology annotation, biological process: error-prone translesion synthesis; error-free translesion synthesis. The record is from RefSeq and is a predicted model, not a curated record.
CUACGUAAUAUGAAAGAAAUAAGCGAUCCUUAUGGUGCGAUUAACUUUGGUGAAUUUCGAAAAUAUAUGCAAAAUAAGCAAAACAAGCUAAAACGACAACAGCAAGAAAUUGAUCAAGCAAGUCAGGCAGCACAGAUCUUUGUAGGUCUGACAAUUCAUAUUAAUGGUUAUACAAAUCCACCUUCAAGUGAAUUACGUAAAAUGAUAUUACAGCAUGGAGGAGAUUAUCAGCAUUACUUAAAAAAGUUAAGUGUGACACACAUCAUUGCAACCAAUUUAACCAAUGCUAAAUUAAAAGAAUUUCGAUCUUACAAAGUGGUAAAGCCUGAAUGGAUUGUAGAAUCUGUGGCUGCUAAGCAACUUUUACCAUGGCAACCAUACCGACUUGUCCCACGAUCCACUAAUCAAAAAGAACUUGCAUUUCCUCAACAGACAGAAUUCAUCAAACAAUACUAUGAAUCCUCUCGUUUGCAUUAUCUCUCUACUUGGAAAUCCGAAGCAAAAGAUAUUGUGGAUAAAAUGCAUCAAAAAUACUCAUUGAAAAAUCCGACUGCACUGUGUCCUCGUCUAGUGAUGCAUGUGGAUUUUGAUUGUUUCUUUGCUUCUGUUGGGAUAAAAGAUCGACCUCAUCUUGUUCAUGUACCUGUGGCUGUAUCUCAUAGCAAAUCAGCCAGUGAGAAUUCUUCAAGCGAUGUUGCAUCCUGUAACUAUGUGGCUCGAUCUUUUGGUAUACAGAAUGGCAUGCCGAUUGGAACAGCCAAAUCACUUUGUCCAGAUCUUCAAGUGAUCCCCUAUGAAUUUGAGAAAUACAGAGCCAUUUCAGAACAAUUUUAUGAAAUCUUGUUUCCUUAUGCAGACGAAAUACAGGCUGUGAGUGUUGAUGAAGCAUUGUUAGAAAUAGGAUCGCAUGCUGGACAAGAAGAAGCAUUAGCCACUAAAAUACGCCAUGAAGUACAGCAAGCAACAGGAUGUUCUGUCUCUAUUGGCAUAGGUCCCAAUAUUUUAUUAGCCAGAAUGUCGACGAGAAAAGCAAAACCUGCUGGUCAGUUUAUUUGUACAGAACUUAAUAUGGACGAUGUCUUGUUGGACCAAGCCAUUACAGAUUUACCUGGUGUUGGUUAUGCAACACAAGAGAAACUAAAUGAGAUGCAUGUCAAAGUGAUACGUGAUUUAAGAAGCAUACCACUACACACACUGCAGUCUAAAUUAGGCACAAAAGUGGGGCGAACCUUGUACAACUUUUCGCGUGGCAUAGAUGACCGAUCCUUGAGCACAGGCCAACAAAGACGAUCUGUCAGUGCUGAAGUCAAUUGGGGAGUACGACUUAAAGACGAACAAGAGGAAAAGAUAUUUUUAGAAACGCUUUCAAAAGAAGUUUCAGACAGGCUUAAGAAAUACAGUGUGAAAGGAAAAACAAUCACGAUCAAGAUUCUCAAAAGAAAAAAAGACGCAGGCGAACCUAGAAAGCAUUUAGGACAUGGGAGUGUAGAUAGCUUUUCUAAAUCAUGUACGUCAGAUGAAUUCACAGACAGUGCAGACAUGAUUUUUAAACAAGUCUAUGGCAUGUUGAAGUCCUUUUGUUUUGAUUGUGUGGAUAUACGUGGCCUAGGCAUUCAUGUCACUAAACUGAAUAACCAACCAGAAGAGGUGUCCGAUCAAGGUAAACUUGUUUUCAAGCCAGCAGGCGAAUCAAGUACUCGACCUGAAAAAGAUGAAUUGCAAGUGGAUAUCGAUGUGUUUAAUGAGCUACCAGUGUCUGUUCAACAAGAACUGAAAUCAAAUCAUCAGUUGGUGUUCACAAACACAAACGAGCAAGACUCUAGUACACCUUUGCCUGAAUUACCUCCUUGGUCUAAGUUGGAUCCAAACUAUUUACUUGCAUUACCAGACACCAUGCGAGAACAAGUACUUCGAAUGUAUGGAAAUCAGGACAUAUCUAUGCAUGAACCUCCUGUAACUAAAAACCACACAAGAGGAACACUUACACAAUUACUUGAGAUUGAUUUACCUUUUGAUGUUGAUGUCUUGAAGGCAUUGCCUCAAGAUGUACACCAAGAAAUACUCGCUGAACAUCGUCAGUCCAAAAAGGCACAAAAGAAAACAGAAAAGGUGCCCACUGUACAACCUAUAGAACCUGAUGAAAUUAUUGCUUUUAACAAAGGGCCUGUAUUACAAGACAUGACAGACAUCAACGACAUUCGAAACUUGCUACAAGCUUGGGUCUCUUCAUUUGAAGAUGAGCCUGAACCUGAAGACGUCAUUACUGUAUCCAAUUACUUGAUUGAGCUUGUGCAUGCAUCAUCCUGA